AUGUGCAUCUACUGGACAUGCAAGUACACACUGUGCGGCUGUAUAUGGGACAUGGAUCCAUCGAAAUGCCGAGACAAGCGGCUCUGCUGGGGUCGAAGAAUGAUAACACUCGAAUCCCACACAGCGACAUGCGGAGACUGUUGGGCGAGAGGGGACAAGCGUGUCUACGAACAACAAGCAUGUGACGAAGGUGACGGACAUGGGGAGGUAUCUAAAGGGGCGAUAUUAGAUUGCGAAAGCGACGCAGAUGGGAGCGCCAAUACUUCCGACGAUGAAGACUACUUUUCAGCUGAUGAGUUCCUGGCGCCAUCUCCAUAUUCGCGACCUGCGACCCCGCCACUAUACUAUGAGCAACAUUCAGCAAUGUAUCCCGUAUCUGAGGAUAACGAUUUCGAUUUGACUAGGGCCUGUGACCCGGUGGAUCUUGCGUCGAUGGGGAGGGACUAUCGAGCAAGGCGUCACAGGGCGGCCCCAUCCGAGUACUCGUCGGAUGGAACAGAUUAUUUUGUUUCUUGUGAAGAGUACCCCGAUGAAGAAUCUCCCGACGAGGAGAAGUUCAACGGUGAGAACGAUGAAGAUGAUCUCUACAAUAGUAUUGUGGUUCCCCCUGGUAGGCCUAAAGGCCUGAUCAAAAGCUUGGAAGAUCGAUCAUUGAGGUUAUAUGGCUCAGUGCAGGAGUACUACCCAACAGCAGAGUAG
Messenger RNA from Penicillium concentricum, 699 nucleotides. RefSeq lists its product as uncharacterized. The transcript has a single exon. Bases 1 to 699 code for a protein of 232 amino acids. The record is from RefSeq and is a predicted model, not a curated record. NCBI's taxonomy places the organism in Eukaryota, Fungi, Ascomycota, Eurotiomycetes, Eurotiales, Aspergillaceae.